This is a messenger RNA of Xyrauchen texanus (razorback sucker), 1059 nucleotides long. RefSeq names its product trace amine-associated receptor 13c-like. Gene Ontology annotation, molecular function: trace-amine receptor activity. Gene Ontology annotation, biological process: G protein-coupled receptor signaling pathway. Gene Ontology annotation, cellular component: membrane. The transcript has a single exon. Lineage: Eukaryota; Metazoa; Chordata; Actinopteri; Cypriniformes; Catostomidae. The record is from RefSeq and is a predicted model, not a curated record. The coding region runs from base 1 to 1059 and encodes 352 amino acids.
AUGAAAGCACAGGAAAAAGAGCAGAACAAACUCCAAAACGGAGGAGUCUUAUUCAUGGCCAAUGAGACAGGGGAUCAUGAGACUCAAUACUGCUUUCCUGCCAUAAACUCAUCAUGUAUCAAGAGAAGACGUUCUAGAUAUGAAUAUGAUUUCAUGUACUUGUUUUUUUCAUUGCUGUCAGCAUGGACUGUGUUUCUGAAUCUGCUGGUGAUCAUCUCCAUCUCUCACUUCAAGAAGCUCCACACUCCAACCAACCUGCUCAUUCUCUCUCUGGCUGUGGCCGACCUGCUUAUUGGACUUAUUGUCAUUCCCAUAGAGGCCUUCAGGCUGAUUGAGACCUGUUGGUACUUUGGAGACACUUUCUGUGAACUGUUUCAAAUGACCCUUGCACUGCUUCUCUCAACAUCUCUUAGCACUUUAACUUUCAUUGCUGUUGAUCGUUAUAUGGCUGUGUGUCAUCCUUUAAUGUACCCACAGAAAAUAACCACAACUAAAACUGUAAUAAUAAUCUGUCUCUGCUGGAUUUGCUCUUCAGUUUACAACACUGCCCUUGUAAGCACUAGCAGACAUUUUAACACUAUAAACAGAACAGAUAAGUGUUAUGGAGAGUGCAUCUUUAUGGGUCAUUUUAUCUGGACAAUUAUUGACGUGUUGCUGUCUUUUCUGUUACCUUGUACUCUUAUCAUAACUUUAUAUUUGAGGAUAUUCUAUGUUGCACACAAGCAAGUCAAAAUCAUUAACUCUCUACUUAAGGCUGGAAAAUGUGUAACGGAAGGCUCUGUGAGGAGGAAAUCUGAAAGCAAGGCUACUCUAACAUUAGGAAUCAUUGUAACGGUUUAUCUGCUAUGUUAUAUUCCAUUCUUUAUUUUGUCUCUAUCAGGAAAUACAGAAAUGGCAUUAACUUCAACCAUUAUAUUAUGGCUUUUGUAUGUUAACUCAGGUCUGAAUCCUCUUAUCUAUGCUUUAUUUUACCCCUGGUUUAAAAUGUCAGUGAAACACAUCCUUACUCUUAAAAUAUUUCAACCAGCAUCUUCUCUGGUAGAUUUUUUUAGAGUUUAG